CGCUUGCACGAUUUCUACUGAACUUUUAUUUCCUUGCAAAUUUGACGAAGGGAAUACAAUCGUUUAGAAUGCUCGGCUGGAUCAAAUCUUUUGGGCUCCUCCUCCUCCUGGCGUCUGUCGCCCACGCCCAAUUCCAGUUCUUCGAGCAUAUGUUUGGCGGCGGCGGGGGCGGCGGCCAUCAACAUCAGGCUCCGCAAAAUGUCCCUAGCGAUAGUUCUCGGUAUCAGAACCAAUGGGAGUCAGCUCACUGCGAUCGCUACCUGUGCCCCGGAACCCUAGCAUGCGUCCACUUCCCCCACCACUGUCCAUGCCCGCAUCCCAAUGUCGAAGAGAAGAUUGAGCUAGGAGAAGGGAGUGCUGUCUGCGUCUCUAAGGGAGGGUUCAAGGCCGGCGAAGCUGCGCGCAAGGUUGAACUGGCGCGCAAGGGUCUUUUGUGAUUGUAUGCGGGAUAUCGGUGGAUUGCUGCAUUCUGUUGGACUAGGUGACGGGCACUGAGUAUGUACUGGGGCCUUUCGCAGAUCGAGAACAGGAUGUCAACGCUGCUUCCCUUGACUUUCAGGAAGCAUUUUGGUCAAAAGAGAGCGAACGUCUAAUAACUGUGCGAUAUGGCCAUCAAUACCUUCAACAACUCUGCCUUCAAUGCUCAAUGGAAACAAUGUGACAUCUACGUCUCCCCACCCCUAUGUCAGUUCAGUGCAAUCGAUGCUCAGGACAGUCCACUAUGAUAACACAUCCAACUGUUAUGACCCAGGAAUGAUAUAGGCUCUUGGGUUGCUGAUGGCGCAUAAUGUACUGCGCUUGCGAGAGGAUCUAGCGACGAUCGACAAGUGGGUAAGAUGCUUAUUCGAGAACUCAGGCACAAGUAUAUUGUUCCAACACAGUUAGGAUGCCUUGGCUACAACCAAUCACAAUCUAAAAUAAUCUCGGAC
This is a messenger RNA of Aspergillus aculeatus ATCC 16872, 929 nucleotides long. It is a transcript of the gene lcl2, whose product is annotated as protein lcl2. The record is from RefSeq and is a predicted model, not a curated record. The coding region runs from base 69 to 437 and encodes 122 amino acids. NCBI's taxonomy places the organism in Eukaryota, Fungi, Ascomycota, Eurotiomycetes, Eurotiales, Aspergillaceae. The transcript is spliced from 2 exons.